Molecule: messenger RNA, 1932 nt
Organism: Ascoidea rubescens DSM 1968
Lineage: Eukaryota; Fungi; Ascomycota; Saccharomycetes; Ascoideales; Ascoideaceae
Exons: 2
Coding region: 242-1678 (478 amino acids)
Molecular function (GO): N-acetyltransferase activity
Source: RefSeq, a predicted model, not a curated record
GUGUUGAUGCUCUGUUUGCCAUCUUCAUCUCUGCUUCAUUACACUCACUGUUAACAUUGCACUUAAAUAAUAUUUACCAUUCCCAAGUUGUCAAUCACUCAAACUGAUUCAAAAUAACUCAAAAUGGCUCUUUAAUGGCAUUUAUCUUAUCUUCUUAUCCUCUGCUCAUUUCUGAAAUUUGUUUCCUCUAAUCAACGAUACACUGCUGCUGAAUCUUGUUCUUUCAACUAUUCUCUUCUUAAUGGAGACCUUCACAAGACACCCAGGUGUUUGUGAACAAUUUUUCAUUGCACGUAAAAAGGCAAAUCUAUACACAAAUUUUUUCAUUUCUGCUAAGUUAAACCAAGACCUAAACAUUUCGAUUCUAUUUCAUUCUUUGAGAAAAGUAUUGCUAAACAACUCCUUUCUAGUUCUCUAUUAUUCAUCUCUUGAUAAUCAAUUGAAACCAUGCAAUAAAGUAUAUUUCAAUGACGUUGUCUCUUUUCAAAUUUAUAACCAACCCCAAAGUUCUUAUCCCAUUUCUUCAAGCAUCGACGAGAAUUUAUUAUCUUCCUUGGACAACUACAAAUUCCAGCUAGACAACUCAUCAAAACCCCUAUGGAAAAUCAUCAUCUUAAACAAUAAUGAAAUAGUCAUCUUAUGUGAACAUCUAAUUGAUGGUUUUUCUUGCGUAUUAUUUCAUAAUUUAUUGAUCAAUGAAUUCAAUAAUUAUAAUUACAAUGAAACUAAUACUUCUGAAAUUAAUAAUAAUACAAAUGAUCUAUUAUUAUUUGAUUCUUUUAAUGAUCUUAAAUCUCUAAAACCACUCCCACCAACUAUUGAUGGCUUUCUAAAUCUUGAUCCAAUUUCUCUUCCAAAUGCUCAAAAUAAUUUCUUGUCCUCACCCUUACCAUUGUUUUCAAAAUCAAAUCAAAUAUACAGCAGUUAUUUUUGUCAUCACAACUACAAUUCAAUUUUCAAAAUUGUUAAAUUUAAAAAAUCGGAAACUGAAAAACUCCUAAAACUAAAAAAACACUUCUCUUCUAAUAAAAAUACCAACUUGAGAUUAAUCUCAAUUAUUCAAAUUUUCUUUUUAAAAUCCUUACCAACUAAUUACAUCAAGUCUGUUUACCCAAAACAAAUUGAAUUUCUAAUUGCAGUUGAUUUAAGAAGAUUUGUUGAUAACGAAACCAUGGAAAAUCAAAACCUAAUUGGCUCUUUCCCUUCAGUGCACAAAUUCAUCAUUCAAACUGAUCAAUUCUUAAAUUCAACCCAUGAAUUUUUAAUUUUGAAAAUUAAUCAGGAAAUCAAUUCAAUUUUAACCAGGCCCUUACUCCUUUUUUCAAACUAUCAAAAAAACUAUAUCAAUUCAAAUGGGAAUAUUCAAAUUUAUAAAAACUUACUACUAAGUCAAAUCAAUCUGAAAAAAAGAGAAGUAAACAGAUUAUCAAAUUUAGGUUACAAUACCCAAAGCCACGAAGGUAAUUGGAAAAUUAUAGAAUUUAUGUUCAAUCAAAACAUAUCAGAUAUUGGCUCCUCCAUGGUAUUAAAUCAAAUAUCUACUGAAAAUGGAAUGAAUUUCGUUUUAGGAUUUGUUAAAGGCAUUUUCGUCGAAUAUGACAAAAACACCACACAAAAUGAAGACGAUAUAAUUAAUACCAUUGCAAGUAAAUUUAAAAAGAGUCUAUUAAAAUUUUAGUUGAUAUUAAAACUCACUCUAUUUCUGCUAUUUCGUUGUUUUGAGUAAGAUAUGGUAAAUUCAAGUUCGUUUGGUCCAUUUCGCAUUUCGCAUUCCGAACAAUCUUUUGAUCUCACCUGACCGGCAUUUUAUAUCUGGUCACAUGGGCUUUUUCAUUAUACCCGUUUUAAAAGGGAGUUUUACGUUCUGAAGUCAUCACUUUCAUUCUUUGCUGCAUCAACAUGCAUUAGGGCUCCUCCACUUCGAUAUGACAG